This is a messenger RNA of Anisakis simplex (herring worm), 216 nucleotides long. The record is from the annotation of a GenBank genome assembly. NCBI's taxonomy places the organism in Eukaryota, Metazoa, Nematoda, Chromadorea, Rhabditida, Anisakidae.
AUGAACGCCGAGCAAGAAGAAGAAGUGGAAGCAGAAGCGAGACGCUCCUUAGAGCAGUCAAUAUUACAGUUUUGCCGGCGCGGUUAUGAACUGAGACGGGUCAAAAAUGGGCACAUUGAACCGGCUCGCCUAGUGAGUGUGACGGAUGAGAAUUAUUUCCGCUAUCAUUCUCAAGGAUUUUGGCGUAUUUUACCAGAGAAACUCAAAUCCGGUUAG